This is a messenger RNA of Hydra vulgaris (swiftwater hydra), 2195 nucleotides long. RefSeq names its product prolyl 4-hydroxylase subunit alpha-1. Gene Ontology annotation, molecular function: procollagen-proline 4-dioxygenase activity; L-ascorbic acid binding; protein binding. NCBI's taxonomy places the organism in Eukaryota, Metazoa, Cnidaria, Hydrozoa, Anthoathecata, Hydridae. Gene Ontology annotation, biological process: peptidyl-proline hydroxylation to 4-hydroxy-L-proline. The record is from RefSeq and is a predicted model, not a curated record. Gene Ontology annotation, cellular component: endoplasmic reticulum.
CUUGCCACGCUUUCCGAUCGUAUUGUGCGAAAGACACAUUUAAAGUUAAAAAGACCAAACAUUGUUCUCAAUAUUCUAAGUAGAUCUCGAAUUUCGCUUGGUACGCAUGGCAGGUUUUUUUCUUUCAAAAAGAACUAACAACAUUUGUUCUAAAUAAACUUUGGUUUACAUUUAGUAGAGUAAUGCAUGUGUUGUGUAUUAAACGUUGAGAAAUAAAUUGAUUAAUGACGUUUGCAAAACUAAGAGACCAACUGCGAGAAAAAGUUUUUACAUACAUUUUAGUUAUAUAAGCAAAAUAUUGAUAAAAAUGAAAGAGUAUAAAAAAUAUAUAGUUAUAAACUUGCUUGCGGCAUUUAUUUACAUUUGUUCAUCUGAACCUGAAGGAAAUGUGUAUCAAUCUAUUGCCCACCUAGAACCACUAGUUGAAAUAGAACGUCGACUCAUUAAAGUAGCCCGAGAGUAUCUUGACGACGAAAAGUUCAAGCUGAAAAGUCUGCAAGGGUUUGCUAAGUCUGUUAGAGAAUCCCUUGAACUUUCUAAGGACGAUCCAAUAAAGUACUUAGGCAAUCCUGUCAACUCUUACCUUCUAAUUAAAAGAUUCACCUCUGGUUGGAAAGAUCUUGCUGAUUUGUUAUCAAUAAAUGAUGAAAAAGCUAACGAUAUAAAAACAAUCUUAAAGGCAAAUGAGGUAUUUUUACCAACAUACGAUAUUGAUAUGGUUGGCGCCACAGCGGCCAUGUUCAGGCUGCAGGACACUUACAAUAUUACAGCGAGAGAAAUAGCAGAGGGAGAAAUCAGUGGAAUAAAGAAAACCAAACACAAGUUGACUGCACAACAAUGCCUUGAAAUUGCUGAAAUGGCUCACGAUUCAAGACGAUAUGUUCAUAUGGCAAGCUGGUUAAAAGAAGCAGAGAGAAUUAUGAAUGAUCCUACUCUAAAAGACAGAAGAGGGAACAUUACAAGACUACAAAUAAAUGAGUUCUUAGCAUGGAUGAACUAUUUGUCCAAUGACAUGAAAGAAGCCCUAAAGUACACUAAUCUGGUUCUUAAAGAAGAUUCCACAUACGAACCAGCAAUUAAAAACAAAGAGUUUUAUGAGUUUUAUGAACAAGAGAAUGUAGAAAAAUGGUUAACUCCAGAGCAAUGGGACUAUAAAGAGGAAUUACAAAACGAAAUCUUGUUUUAUAAAAGUCGAUAUGCAAAAGGAUGUAAUGAAAGAAAAAAGAAAUUGAUCGCAGUAAAAGAUGUCAAUAAUCUUGUAUGCUUUUACAAAAACAACAAACCACGCCUAAUAUUAAAACCUUUAAAAGUAACACGAAUGCAUGACAAUCCUGAUGUUCUUGUCUUCCAUGAGAUGAUUACAGAAGAGGUUGCAGAGAAGAUCAGAGAUGUUGCAAACCCAAGAUUGAGACCUUCUGAAGUAAUAGAUCCAAUUAUUCAAAAACAUGUAACAGCUUCAUAUAGGGUGUCAAAAAAUGUUUUUUUUGAUGACGCAUUUGAAGAAGAGUUAGAGAUUUCAAGAAAACUUCGACCACUUGUUGAAGAUGCUACUGAUCUAAAUGAUGAUUUCUCAGAACAACUUCAAGUAAAUAAUUAUGGUUUAGGUGGCCAAUAUGAAUUUCACGUUGAUUUCGGGGAUCCAGGCUCACCUUUAGAUAAACAUGAACAUGGUAACAGAAUUGCUACUCUAUUAAUAUAUUUAAGCGAUGUUGAGAGAGGUGGAGACACAGUAUUUACAAGACUUGGUCUUUCAUUAAAACCAAAAUUAGGAGAUGCAGCUUUCUGGCAUAAUCUUUAUAAAAAUGGUUCUGGAAUAUACGCCACAGAACAUGCAUCAUGUCCUGUAGUUUCUGGUUCAAAAUGGGUUGCGAACAAAUGGUUUCAUACAUUGGGUAAUGAGUUUACAAGAAAAUGCUCUUUGAACAAAAAUGAGUGAUCAGUUUUUAGGAUUGGAAAUAAAAAAGUAUGCAGUUAGUAUUAUUCAAUUCUUUCUAUCCCUUAAACAAAGCAAGAAAUUAUGGACACAUGGAGAUAUCUGUUUAACAAUUGUAACAAAUUUAUUUGCUGUUGUCUAGUUGUAAUUAAAAUUAAUGAUUAUUAUUAAAGUUGUGACUACCAAAUUGUAACUACCUAGUUGUAAUUAAAUUGUAACUACCUAGUUGUAAUUAAAUUGUAACUACCUAGUUGUAACUUUA